This is a messenger RNA of Capronia coronata CBS 617.96, 870 nucleotides long. RefSeq lists its product as uncharacterized. The coding region runs from base 1 to 870 and encodes 289 amino acids. The record is from RefSeq and is a predicted model, not a curated record. Lineage: Eukaryota; Fungi; Ascomycota; Eurotiomycetes; Chaetothyriales; Herpotrichiellaceae. The transcript has a single exon.
AUGGGGUCUGCAACGGAAGGAGAAGUCUAUGUGACUGUUUCAGCUGGCCAACUGACCUUGCCCAAGCGGCUCUUCAUUACAGACGCAGAUCCGGAAAAGCGAGCAACUGUUCCUUCGCUAUCUUUUCUGCUCCAGCAUCCUGAGCCUACUGGGAAAUCCACCAGCCUUGUAUUCGACCUCGGCCUCAAAAGAGACUUGACGAAAUAUCCUCCCACACAACAGGCUCACAUCGCCAACCGACAGCCAACGAUUUUGCAUCCCGACUGCGCAGACAGCCUGAGGGGAGGGGGAUUGGAUCCUGCUCGGGACAUUGAUAUUUUGAUGUUGAGUCAUGUGCAUUGGGGCCACGAGGGUACACCUGAUGACUUCCCCUGCUCGCAGGACGUCGUGGGCUCCGGGACUUUGCAUCUGCUCGAGCAUGGAGCACCUCCUCACUACCCAAGAGAGAUUUUCAAUCCAGAACUACUACCCCGGGACCGGACCCUGGAAUUGCCACCAGUGUCUAGGGAAAACACGACGGCGGCUCAGAAGCAGACCGCACACGAAUGGAACCCGUUUGCGGGCUUUCCAGCAAUCAUCGACUUCUUUGGUGACGGCAGCAUCUAUGUCGUUGAUAGCCCAGGGCACCUGUAUGGCCAUGUGAACUUGCUCGUCCGAACGGGGCCUCAGAAAUGGGUAUAUCUGGGAGGUGAUUGUUGUCAUGACCCGCGGAUCCUAACGGGAGAGAAGGACGUCGCGUUGUAUGACGACGGAAAUGGCGGGCUGAGGUCAGUCCACAUCGACACGGACCAGGCGAAAAGAACCUUUAAAGAGGAUUGGACCGCUCUUGAAGACACCGAGUCCAGUAUUCGAAGCGGACACACACGUUGA